Brassica napus (rape) is the source of this 2891-nucleotide messenger RNA. RefSeq lists its product as uncharacterized. The transcript is spliced from 2 exons. The record is from RefSeq and is a predicted model, not a curated record. The coding region runs from base 426 to 2738 and encodes 770 amino acids. Gene Ontology annotation, molecular function: protein dimerization activity; DNA binding. NCBI's taxonomy places the organism in Eukaryota, Viridiplantae, Streptophyta, Magnoliopsida, Brassicales, Brassicaceae.
GUUUAAAAUAGCGACGCCUAGGCGAGCCUAGGCGUGAGGCGAGGUCAAAACUGGGUUUCUCGCCUUGAGGACCUGAGGCGAGGCUAAUUCAUGAGGCGCACGCCUCUUCACGCCUUGCACGCCUUGCACGCCUCAACGUCUCAACGCCUCAACGACUUGUAGUUAACGGUAAGAUUAUUAUUUCUAAUUUAUUUGCCUACUUAAAACAAGCAAUUAUGAUUAAUAUAAAAUAUUUAGUUUCUUUUUAUGUUUCCAAAAAAACAUUCACCUAAAAUCUAAUUUAAUGACUUAACAUUUUGAUAUAUGGUCACGCUUGACGCUUCUCUUUCUUUUACGUCUGUCUUGUUCUGAGACAAGAGUCUCUAAAUCUUCUGCUUCUUCUUUCUGCUCUCUUUCUCCUAAUCUCCCACUCUUCUCUUAUCACCAUGUCAACUCCUUCUAAACAACUUGAUCCAGCACACAAAUAUGCAACACCUGAUCCUAAGAAGUAUGGCUGUUUUCAUUGUAACUUUUGUGGUAAAAUCACAAAUGGUGGAGUCUCACGUGCUAAACAUCAUCUGGCUGGAGGCUACAAUGACGUAACUCUCUGUCCCAAGGUUCCAGAUCACGUGAAUGAAGAAGUUAAAACUUUCUUGAAAGGCAAGCAAGAUGCAGUGAAAGCCAAAGCCAGUGUCCGAAUGAUGGAACCAGCCUUUGGUUAUGAUGAUGAAGAAGAUGACGUUUACCCAACUCAGCCUAACUUGAAGAAGCGUAAGGGUCCUAUGGACAGGUUUGUUGCUCCAACUCCCCCUGAUGUCUUGAAAGGAAGAAAAGAUAGAAAAGAAGUUUUUGGAGGAGUAUCUGAUAAAGAAAGUAGAGACAAAGCUUGUAGAGCUAUUGAGAGAUGGUUCAUAGAUGCUGGAAUUCCUUUCUAUGCUAUUACUUAUGACAGUUUCAAAGAGGUGUGUGAGCUUAUAGGGCAAUAUGGUUCUGGUUUUAAACCACCAAGCAUGUAUGAACUGCGAGUGCCUCUCUUGAAAAAAGAAGUGGAAGAAGCUGAGAAACAGUUGGUGGAAUACAAAGCUGAUUGGGUUGCUAAAGGUUGUUCAAUCAUGUCGGACGGAUGGCGCGAUUCAGUGGUUCAAAAAGACAUCAUCAACUUCCUUGUCAACUCUCCAAAAGGAUCUGUUUUUCUGAAAUCAGUUGAUGUUUCAGAGGUUGUGAAAGAUGCAAAUCUGCUCUUUAACAUGCUUGACAAUGUGGUGGAUGAAGUUGGAGAGUCUAACGUCGUCCAACUUGUUACUGACAAUGCCUCAAAUUAUAUUAAAGCUGGGAAACUUCUAAUGGCUAAGAGACCACAUCUAUAUUGGUCUCCUUGUGCAGCACACUGCCUUGAUCUCAUGCUAGAAGAUAUAGGUCAGAUUCCUUCAAUUAAAGCUGCAAUAAAAAGCAGCAUCUUCAUGAAUGGCUACAUCUACACUCGUCCGACUAUGGUAAAUACGAUGAGAAGAUUCACAGGCGGUGGAAAUUUACAUAGACCAGCAGUCACUCGGUUUGCAACGUCAUUCAUCACACUUUCAUCGUACUACCGCCAGAAGAACAACUUGAGGAAGUUUGUAAAUUCUCAAGAGUGGAUUGAUUCAAAGUGGUCAAAGGAAUUAGGAGCAAAGAAGGUGAAGCAGAUUAUUAUGCAGGACAGCUUCUGGAGAAAUAUUCUUUAUGCACUAGGCUUGACUACCCCGUUAGUUAAAGUUCUUCGACUGGUAGAUGGAGAGAAAAAACCAGCUAUGGGGUACAUUUAUGAAGCAAUGGACAGGGCUAAGGAAACCAUUGCACAAACCUUCAACCAUAGAGAAGAUCAGUACCAGCGUGUCUUUGAAAUAAUAGAUGAGCGAUGGAACUGUCAACUCCACCAGCCGUUGCAUGCUGCUGGUCACUUUCUGAAUCCUGAAUUUCAGUACAAAGGACCUGAGGUGAAUUGUGAAGAAGUUAUGAAAGGUUUAUACGACGCCAUUGGGAGGCUGGUUCCUAAAGUUACAACUCAAGAUGUGAUACUUAAGGAGCUAGAACAAUUUAAGAAUGCUUCUGGACUGUUUGGCCAUCCCAUGGCGAUAAGACAAAGGGCAACAAAGGCGCCAGCAGAGUGGUGGUGGUCUUAUGGAGCAUCUACUCCAACACUUCGGGACUUUGCGGUUAAGGUUCUUAGUCUCACGUGUAGUGCAACCGGUUGUGAGAGGAAUUGGAGCGUGUUUCAGCAUCUCCAUACUAAGAAAAGGAAUCGUUUGACUCAAGAACGGUUGAACAGCAUGGUCUUUGUUAAGUACAACCGAGCUCUGAAACGCCGUUACGAUUUGAAAGACACGAUUGAUCCUGUCCUUUUAGAUGAAAUUGAUGACUGUAACGAGUGGCUAGUAGGAAGAAUGGAAGGAGAUGAUUCUGAUGAGCAUGUUGAUCUAGUGUAUGGAGAUGAUGAUCUCACAUGGGAAAUGGUUAGCAGAGCUUCUGGAGCUGAGGAGCCUAGUUACCCUACUAGAGGAUCUUUAAGUAGGAGUGAAAAAGGAAAGAAUUCAGCUGCAAGCUCAACUCCAAGCCAAAGAGCUUCCCAAAGGCCAUCAUCAUCAUCAUCUCCAUUGGUGUUGAUUGAUGAGGAUGAUGAGAAUGAAAUUGAAGAAGAUGUUGGAGAUGUGGGGAAUGUGUUAGCGGAAGAGGAUCAGUACAAUCAGUACGAGAACUUUCAGGAGUUGGACUUUCAGAUUUGAAGUUUGUUUCUGAGUUUAUUUGUUUCUGAGUUUAUUUUUAUGACUUUGUUUUGAAGACUGAAGUUCUGUUUGUUUCUGUUUGUUUCUGAGUUUUAUGAUGACGUUUUUUUUUACUCAGUUAUUUUUUCUAUAAGAUUUGAACGUUUAAUUGCA